Molecule: messenger RNA, 2282 nt
Organism: Sabethes cyaneus
Lineage: Eukaryota; Metazoa; Arthropoda; Insecta; Diptera; Culicidae
Product: peroxisomal carnitine O-octanoyltransferase
Exons: 5
Coding region: 319-2175 (618 amino acids)
Cellular component (GO): peroxisome
Molecular function (GO): carnitine O-octanoyltransferase activity
Source: RefSeq, a predicted model, not a curated record
AUACGCCUGCAUAGAUCUCAUUGGGUUGAUGAUGGUAGUGGUACCUUCGCUGGACAUUCUUUGAAAUUUUGGAUUUUGUUUUUGUCCAGUUCCAGUUUCAGUUUAUGAUUUUCCAUGCUAGUCGGUGGUUGGCUUUCGUGAAUGAUUGUGUAGUGUAGCUGAUUGCCUACGUUGGAUAAGGUUUUUUUUUCUGCAGACAGACUACAAAGUCCAGAGUUCACAUUGUAUGUGUUGGAAGUCAUCGUUUUAAAGUGGAAUGUCGUUGAGCGAGUAGGUCAUACAUUACUGAUACGCAACGGUAGAAGAAUCUGAACUGUGAUGGAUCGGGAUACUAUUUUCCAUUUGCCAAAGGGAAGCAAUGAGACAACCUUUUUUUACGAUGAAUCGCUACCAGCGCUGCCUUUACCAAAAUUAUCCCACUCACUCAAGCGCUACUACGAAUCGCUUAAACCUUUCGGAACUCCGGAAGAAUUAAAAAACUCCAAAGAGAUUAUUGAAAAAUUUCGCACCGGGAUAGGAGGCAAAUUACACGCAAUAUUGGAGGAGAAAGCAAAACAUGAUAAGAACUGGGUCGCUAAAUGGUGGGAAGAUUACGCUUAUCUAACAUUGCGCAUACCAUUGAUCCCGUAUUGUGUAAUGGCGCAACCGCUAAUGUUUGAAACAGUUGGUUUAGAAACUAAACCAGAGAAUUUUCUACGGGGUGCUGCCAUCUGCUGUGCGAUCAAUACACGCUUCUGGAACAUGAUUCGUACGGAAACACUUCGACCUGUCAUGAGUCCUGAUAAAAAAAUAAUUUUUUCCUCGGAUCAGUAUAAGCGACUUUUCAACUCUUGUCGAAUUCCCGGAGAAGAGAUGGAUAAAAUUGUUACCCAUUUUAAAACCGAAAAAGAAGGUCCGUGUCCAUCGCACAUUCUAGCCAUUUAUAAAGGAAGGUUGUUCAAAGUACAAGCAUUUCAUGAUGAUGGCGAUGAGCUUAGUGCUCAAGAUUUUCUUCUAGUUUUCCAACAGAUUCAAUACAAAGUAGAUAGCGAGGAUACCAACCAUGUUCCAGUGACACUACUUACUCAUGACGAUCGACCAACCUGGGCACAGAACAGAAAACACCUAAUUGAAUUAUCGGAAAAUAACAGAACUAUUAUGCAGGAUAUUGAAAGCGCAAUGACAGUGUUUUCUUUUGAUACAAACUGUCCUACAGAUUAUUCCGAUCUAGCUGUGAAAACAAUGAUUGGUGAUUUGCGGUCCAAGUGGGGUGACAAAAGUUGUGCCUCCGUUUUCUUCCCGAAUGGAAAAUUAGGAUGCCUGGGUGAACACAGCUGCUAUGACGGUACGAUUUCGAUGGCCGUAAGCUUGUAUGCGAUGUUAACCAUUGCCGAAGAGGGUGUUCCCGACUGGACCAUUCCACCGAAACGGGCAGUACAGCCCGUCGAGUUAGUUUUCGACGUAGAUAAUAAAAUAGAGGCUGAAAUUAGUCGAAUGCAAGUCGUAGCAGAUAAAAUGCAAAACAGUGUUACAGUAACGGUAGACCAAUUUAACGGAUAUGGUAAGGAUUAUAUGAAAUCUCGAAAGAUUCAUCCGGACUCGUGGACUCAGACGGCUCUGCUAUUGGCGUACUAUCGCAUGCAUGGCAGUUUCGCGCCGACAUACGAAACAGCUAUGAUGCGUCAGUUCUAUAAAGGUCGUACGGAAACUUGUCGCUCGUGUAGUAUCGAGGCUGUGAAUUUCAUUAAAGCAAUGGACGACUCAAACGAAUCCAGUAAUACUAAAGCUAGCUUAUUCAAAGCAGCAGCAAAUCGUCAAGCAGAGUUGAUGAAUGAGGCUCGAAAAGGCAAUGGCUUUGAUAGGCAUUUGUUUGGCUUAUGGUGUGCAGCGCAAGAACAGGGACUACCCAUUCCGGAUUUUUACGACGACCCUUUGUAUAGUAGAAGCGGUGGAGGUGGUAAUUUUAUCCUUUCAACCAGUACUCUAGGAUUCACGAUAAACUGUGGAUUUGUGGCUCCGAUGUGUUUAGAUGGAUACGGUUGUUUUUACUCGAUUUUAAAUGAUGCUCUAUGGUCUAUGGUUACCGCGUACAAGGACUCCGAAGUGACAAGCUGUCGAAAAUUACAAGCUGCUUUCUUCGAAGCAAUGGAAGAUAUUAGAAAAAUAUUUGAGGAUGAUGCCGUGGCAAAACUGUGAAUUGUAGCAAAGAACAAAAUCAUUGGUAUUAGGUGCUUUUUCUACUAUGUAUUGUGGUUUAGUAGGUGAAUAAAAUGGUGUUAAGCUUGUUGAUAAGUUUGUUCCAG